AUGGAGGAUUUGCCAGAGCACUUAGUUUAUGAGAUUUUAGGUAGGCUAAAGAAAACCGCAGACCGGAAUUCCACUUCUUUAGCAUGUAAACGCCUGCACAACAUUGACAGAGAGCAGCGGGAAUUACUUAGGGUCGGUUGUGGAUUACACCCUGGACCUGCAUUUGAAGCUUUAAUCUCUCUCUGCAACCGAUUCCCCAACUUGAGGAAGGUAGAGAUUAAUUACUCUAGUUGGUGUUCUCAAUUCGGAAUACAAUUGAGUAAUCAAGGCCUUCUCAUACUUUCUCAACACUGUCCUUCUCUGGUGGACUUGACUCUAAGUCACUGUAACUCCAUUAACGAUUUUGGUCUCCGCUAUUUAAGCUGUUGCACAAAGCUUACAGCUUUGAGAUUGGAGUCUACAGAAAGGAUCACUGCUAGAGGCCUAUUUUUUGUGGUUGCGCGGUGCAAGAAUCUGAUCACCCUCCACCUUACCGAAUGCUCGAAUGUGACUGGAAUUAAGUGGCUCGAGUACCUUGGGAUGGUGGGGACUCUAGAGGAUCUAUCAAUUAAGUUCUGCAAUGCAAUUGAGGAGGAAGAUCUUGCUAAGCUUGGAGCUGCUUGGGAGAAACUUAAACGGUUGCAGUUUGUGGCUAAUCUAUAUAGCAUCUACAGAGCGCAAAGUCCGGAUUUACAGAAGAACCUGCAGUGGGUUUCCUGUGAGAAUAUGGUGGAGCUCAGCUUGACUUAUUGCAUUGUCCAUCCAGGAAGAGGGCUCUCUUGUUUAUUGGGGAGGUGCAGGGCAUUAGAGAAGCUUGACUUGCAGAUAUGUCUUGGAGUUGGGGAUAGUGACAUUGUGAGCUUAGCUCAGAAAUCAAAUAACCUUCGGUCUAUCACCCUCCAUCUCCCUCUAAAACCCCCCUACUAUAUGCCAAACACUGCAUUAAUGCACUUGACAGAUGAGAGUCUGAAAGCAUUGGCUCAGAACUGUCCAAUGCUGGAAUCAGUUGAAAUAUCAUUUACCCGUCAAUGGAAAUGCCCUUCCUCCUCUUUGUUCAGCUUGAGUGGUAUCCUCACUCUAAUCCAGACGUGCCCACUCCGAGUGUUGAUUCUUGACAAUGUCUAUAUGUUCGAUGACGAUGGAAUGAAAGCUCUGUGUUCAGCUCACUUUCUGGAGACCCUGGAGCUUGUGAGAUGCCAGGAGAUCAGUGAUGAGGGGCUGCAAUUUGUGGGGCAAAUCCCACAUUUGAGAUUUCUAAAGAUUGUCAGGUGUUUACAUGUGACAGAUAAUGGGCUAAAGCCACUUGUGGGAUCACACAAGUUAGGAAUGUUGACGGUUGAGGAGUGCCCUUGUAUUUCUCAGCAGGGUGUUCAAGGGGCUGCAAGGUCUGUUUCAUACAAGGGAGAUCCAAAGAAUACAUGGAUGUCUCUUUUGGGGCCUUGUAGUUUCUCUUUCAUUUAA
Nelumbo nucifera (sacred lotus) is the source of this 1440-nucleotide messenger RNA. The record is from RefSeq and is a predicted model, not a curated record. Lineage: Eukaryota; Viridiplantae; Streptophyta; Magnoliopsida; Proteales; Nelumbonaceae.